This is a messenger RNA of Gadus morhua (Atlantic cod), 2545 nucleotides long. Its product is annotated as B-cell receptor CD22-like. The coding region runs from base 197 to 2221 and encodes 674 amino acids. The transcript is spliced from 11 exons. The record is from RefSeq and is a predicted model, not a curated record. Lineage: Eukaryota; Metazoa; Chordata; Actinopteri; Gadiformes; Gadidae.
CACACUGCAUGAACUGGAUCCACAGACUAGAUGUCAGACCAGCAUCCUCCUCUACAGUAACUUUUAACUUUUAUCUCUAUUGAUAACAAAUAUAAUUCAGAGAUUUUUCCUUGCAAUUACUUUCAUUGUAUUUUCUACGUGCAAGUGUGAUUAAGAAUCCCCCAGAACAACAGAGUGAGAGAAGAGAGGACUCACUAUGAAUUUAAGAUCAGCAGCAAGAGGAUUUCUAUUUUUCCUUCUGUCAGUACCAGUGCUUCAGAGUAAUGGUGACUGGACAGUUACUUACUCAUCUAGUAAUGUCUGCGCUUUAAGAGGAGCAACGGUUGACAUCAACUGCACUUAUGAAUACCCUGACAACGUACAGUACCGCCCUACCACAGUCAAACCACUGUGGUUCACUAAAGCAUCAAACUAUCAGCCUGUUGUUCUGGAACACGAUACAGAGUAUACAGGUCGUGUUGAAUUCAGCCGUGGAGAGGUCAAUUGUACCGGGGCCAGAUGUCAUGGAACAUGUACCCUGAGAAUCAGAGACCUGAGACAGAGUGACUCUGCUGUCUACAAGUUUAGGUUCACAACAAACCAACCAGGUGGGGAAUAUACUGGUGACCCUGGAGUGAAGUUAUCUGUAACAGACCCAGACCUCCAGGUGAAGGUGUCCUUUCCUGACCCUACCAGUCCUACCAAGGCGAAGCUGGAGUGUCACAGCUUGUGUGGUCUUGCUGGUGACCCUCACUACAUCUGGUUCAGAAAUGGACAGAAUGUACUACAGGGAAUGAACUACUGGAUCUACAUUCAGUCUGGAUACAGCUAUUCAUGUGCUGUUGAAGGAUAUGAACAUCAACACUCUCCUUUAGUGUAUGCUCCAAAGACCCCCUCAGUCACCGCGAGUCCCUCUGGUGAAAUAGAGGAGGGCAGUUCAGUGACUCUGAGCUGCAGCAGUGAUGCCAACCCAGCAGCUAACUACACCUGGUUCAGGGUUAAUAGAGAUGGUUCCUCCAGGUACAUGAACCAGGGACCACAGCUCAUCUUUAGGCGGAUCCUAUCUUCCGACUCUGGACGAUAUCGCUGUGACACUCAGAAUAAGCUAGGGGAUAAAUGUUUUUUCAUCUCUAUUAACGUAAAAUAUGGGCCUAAACACAUAUCUGUGUAUUCAAGUCCUUCUGGAGAAAUAGAGGAGGGCAGUUCAGUGACUCUGAGCUGCAGCAGUGAUGCCAACCCAGCAGCUGAGUACACCUGGUUCAAGAACAACCAACCUCUGCUCUGGGAACCACCUCAUACCUUCCCCUCAUUCCGCCCUGAAGACAGAGGAACGUACCGCUGUCAAGCAGAGAACAAAUAUGGACAACUGCGCUCGAACUUGCUAUUCAUGGAUGUCAAGUACGCUCCAAAGACCUCCUCAGUGACCGUGAGUCCCUCUGGUGAAAUAGAGGAGGGCAGUUCAGUGACUCUGAGCUGCAGCAGUGAUGCCAACCCAGCAGCUAAGUACACCUGGUUUAAGAACAACCGACGUCUGCUCUGGGGACCAAGUCAGUCUCAUACCUUCCCCUCAGUCCACCCUGAAGGCAGAGGAACGUACCGCUGUCAUGCAGAGAACAAAUAUGGACAACUGACCUCUAACUCGAUAUUCUUAAAUGUUACAUACGCUCCAAAGACCCCCUCAGUGACCGUGAGUCCCUCUGGUGAAAUAGAGGAGGGCAGUUCAGUGACUCUGAGCUGCAGCAGUGAUGCCAACCCAGCAGCCGAGUACACCUGGUUCAGGGAACAUGAAGACUCAGUGAGAGAAUCAGGACAGAACUACACCAUCACUAAUAUCACAUCUGAGCUUGGAGGAAACUAUUACUGCCAAGCACAUAAUGCAAUCGGAUAUCAUAAUUCCACCUUUCUGUUAAUUUAUGUUUGUAUUCAGUGUUUGAAAUCGACAUCAUCAUCAUGGACAACAACAGUAGCUGUGAGAGGCAUUGUUGUCUUACUGGCCACCGUACUCCUCCUUGUCUUCCUCUGGAUGAGAAGAAAGAGGGCCUCCAGUAAAGCAUGUGGACAGGGAGGAAGGCCAGAUACCAUAGAGGAGCUACUUCCUGUUCCUGUGUAUGAAAAUGUCUCAGCUCUGACCAAUCGCUUGGCUCCUGCAGCACAGAGAGAAUCAAUAGAAGAUCAGGAUGGCCAGCACUGUGCCAUCAUCCACACCUCUCUCUCAGAGAACCAGGACCAGGACCAGAAUUAGAAUCCUAUAAUGUGGGCCUAUGAAGCCCUUUGAGGCUGUGACUGUGAUUAAGAGCAAUACAAUACGUUCUACUCAGGUCCCACCAACACUGUGAAAAGAUGUCUGUUUAGUAAGAUUUGGGAUAUUUCAUGCAAUUUUUUGUGAUAAAGCAAAUAACGAUCCAUAGAACAAAUUAGUAUUGAAAAAGAAAAUAAUCCCAACUUUUUUUAUAUAUUUUAUAUACUCAACCAACUUGAUCAAAAUUCAAUGCUGGAAAUGACUUGGUAAUUUGUUAAAAUGCAUCUGAUUUUUUCCCCAACAAUAUCAUAAAUGAUUCGGAAAGCA